Molecule: messenger RNA, 624 nt
Organism: Erinaceus europaeus (western European hedgehog)
Lineage: Eukaryota; Metazoa; Chordata; Mammalia; Eulipotyphla; Erinaceidae
Product: calcitonin gene-related peptide 1-like
Exons: 4
Coding region: 77-460 (127 amino acids)
Cellular component (GO): extracellular region
Molecular function (GO): calcitonin receptor binding; hormone activity
Source: RefSeq, a predicted model, not a curated record
CCAGAGCAGAGGUCGUGAGUCCUGGGGUUUCCAGGUGGUACAACGGGGGUCUUCUUUCUCUCCUUGCAGAGGCACCAUGACCUUCUGGAAGUUCACUCCCUUUCUGGCUUUCAGCAUCUUGGUCCUGUACCAACUGACUGUUCUCCAGGGGAUGCCCAUCAGACCCCCCCCAGAAAACCCUGGAGAAUCUGCUGAGUAUCCUGAGGAGGACCCAUCCCCCCUUCUGUCUGAACUGGUAAAGGCCUAUGUCCAGAUGAAGGCCAGUGAGAUGAAGCAGCAGAAGGAGAACCAGGGCUCUAAGAUCUCUACCCAGAAGAGGUAUUGCAACACGGCCACCUGCCUGACCCACCAGCUGGCAGGCUAUCUGAGCGCAGCUGGAGCUGGGGGUAGAAACAACAUGCUGCCCACCAACAUGGGCUUCAAAGUGUACAACAACCGCCGCCAGGGAAAGCACCGUUAAAAUGGCAGAGUUGAAUGACUCCAGAAAGAAGGUCACAGUGAAGCUGAUGAACUCUACUCUUAAUUUAAAAUCAUAACUUGAAGGAAAAAUUGCAUGCAUAUCCUUCUUGAAAACUUCUUCUGCUGAAAUAAAUGGAGUCUAAAUAAAAUGCAGAAUAAAAUUAA